UAUCCUCCAGCCCAUCAUCACAUCAGCCUCCAGUCCUCUCUGCUGACAGCUCAAAGGCAGACCCUGCCAUUUGUUGCUCCUCAGUCUCCACGCUUCUUUGACUCUUGCAGCAACCCUCAGCCACCCUCUUCUCUUAAACUGCUGGGUUGCCUGGCUCACCGGCCCAGAGGAAAAUCAUGGUUGCCACCUGCUUGCACCUCACGGGAUUUGUGGCUAGCUUUGUCGGCUGGAUUAGCUUGAUUGUGGCAACCUCCACCAAUGACUGGGUCGUGACUUGCGGCUAUACCAUCACCACCUGCAGGAAGAUGGAUGAGCUGGGGUCCAAAGGGCUGUGGGCAGACUGUGUCAUGGCAACGGGCCUCUAUCACUGCAAGCCGCUGGUGGACAUCCUCAUAUUGCCAGGGUACGUCCAGGCAUGUCGGGCUCUGAUGAUUGCGGCCUCUGUUUUGGGACUGCCAGCUGUGUUCCUUCUUGUGACUGUCCUGCCUUGCAUCCGGAUGGGCAACGAACCUGGAGUGGCCAAGUACCGGCGUUCCCAGCUGGGAGGAAUCCUGCUAAUACUCUUGGCUCUGUGUGGCGUUGUGGCUACGAUUUGGUUCCCCGUGAGUGCUCACCGUGAAACCAUGAUCAUGAGCUUUGGAUAUUCCCUUUACACGGGCUGGAUUGGGUCCGCUCUUUGCCUUUUCGGCGGUUGCAUCAUCGUCUGCUGCUCGGGCGACGCGGAAACAUUUGGCCAGAACCGUUUCUACUAUGGGUCAGGAUCCAGCUCCCCAACCCACGCUAAAAGCGCCCAUGUAUAAAUGAUCCUGAGACUUCCUGCGCCUUUAUCACCAAAUGUUUCAAAACGGGUGGAUGGGUUUUCUUUGUGCUCCAGGUGUUGCGCUUGCUUGCAUCUUUGUGCAAAGGUUGACCACAUCCCUUGCAGAAGAUUCAAAGAAACA
Messenger RNA from Podarcis muralis (Common wall lizard), 941 nucleotides. RefSeq names its product claudin 11 (gene CLDN11). The record is from RefSeq and is a predicted model, not a curated record. Gene Ontology annotation, molecular function: structural molecule activity. Gene Ontology annotation, cellular component: membrane; bicellular tight junction. NCBI's taxonomy places the organism in Eukaryota, Metazoa, Chordata, Lepidosauria, Squamata, Lacertidae.